Molecule: messenger RNA, 2349 nt
Organism: Blumeria graminis f. sp. triticale
Lineage: Eukaryota; Fungi; Ascomycota; Leotiomycetes; Helotiales; Erysiphaceae
Source: the annotation of a GenBank genome assembly
ACAGCGAUCCGUAUCCAUACGACAAAUUCGUCUCGCUCCGGCUCGAAAGGCAAUUCCAGAAGCAAUUCUAGAAGCAAUUCGAGGGAGAAUUCAUCGGCACCUGACGAAUAUACAGACGGUACCUCUUCCGAAGAAGAUAGAUCAUUUGGACCACCUUCUCGAUCCACAUCGCGCCCACCCCGCAAUCGAACUUUGUCUACUUCAACGUAUAGACAACACAGCGAUAGUAGAAGCCGACCUCCCUCAACAUCCAGAGUCCCCCCUCAGACAAACCGUGCCUCCUCUGCGUCACGAAAGGCUCGACAGCAAAUGCCUGCAUCCCCGACCAACGGCGAGCACUUUGAAGACCAAUAUGCUGGGAAUAGUCGCGCAUAUCAGUCGUUCGGUGGAGCAUAUACAAGACCUGCUGGAGCUAGCUAUGCUCAAAAUGCCUAUCCAAGUCAUUCAGGAGGCGGAUACGCACCUCCAUUUCAGACAGCUGCAAUGACUCCGUAUAGCGCUCAGGCAGCUGCAUACCAGUAUCCCUCUACCCCAAAUAAUCAAUAUCAAAAUCCACCUGCACCUGCACCCAUUACAGCACCCUCCCAGUACUUGAAUACAUCCUAUCCCAAUAACAACUACACAGGUGGUUACGAUAUGGUACACUAUUCGCAGCAGCAUCCGCAGCCGUCCAAUCAUGGGUAUGGAGGAUAUGCUGGGUACGGAUUACCUUCAACCGCUCCAAUGCAGAACCUAAAUUAUUACCCGAACUGGAAUGCCAAUGAGCCUGCAGCGCCGCCUUCCCCAGACCCUGCGCUACAAAAACAACUAAUAUCUUUGCAAGCCGAAUCUGAUAAGGCAUUAAAACUACUUGCAGAGAAAGAAAAGCAGGAAGCCGAUGUCAAAGCUCAAUUGGAUAAUCUAAAAAAAGAACAGCUUGAGAAACUUCAGAGAGAUCAAGCUUUUGAAGAAGCAAAGAAAAGGGCUAAAGAAGAAAUAGAGGAAGCAGCGAGAUUAGAAGAGGAACAGAAAAGGAUAUGGCAGGAAAGACUUGAACAAGAAAAAAACGCGGUCUUAAAUGCCGUCAAAGAAGCACAAGAAAUAGCUAAACAAGAAGAGAAGGCGAAAGCAGAAGAGGCCCUAAGAAGCAAACUAGAAUGGGAAGAAAAGUUAGAAAAUGAGAGAAAAGCCGUACGACUUGCUAUUGAAGAAGCCCAAAAACAAGCAAAGGAGGAAGAAGCUAGAAAAGCCCAGGAAGCUGCUGAAGCUCAAGAGAAGUUAGAGCAGAAGAUUGCUGAAGAAAAAGCACAAGCACUUAAAGAAUAUGUUGAAGCUCAGAAAGCCGCCGCAGAGGCUGAGCAGAAAGCACAAGAGCAAGCUGAAGCUGAACGAGAAAAAUGGGAAACCAAAAUUAAAGCGGAAAGAGCGCAAGCCAUGCUAGAUUACGAGAAAGAGCAAAGAGAUAAAGCCGAAGCGGCGGAAAAGGCACGAGCUGAAGAGGAGGAAAAGAAGGCUGCACUUGAACGGAGAAUUGAAGAGGAAAAAUCACAGGCGGCCAUCAGAGCACUAGCUGAAGCAAAAGCGGCAGCAGAAGCACAGGCAAAAAGAGAAGCUAAAAAGGCAGCAGAUGAGAGGAAAAGAGCUGAAGCUAAAGCUGAACUUGAGAAGAUAAGACAAGAUGCCGCUGACGAGGCUAUAAGACUGAGAGAGGAAGCAGCAAAUCUAAAGAAGGAGGGUGAGGAAGCCGCCCAGAAGUUGAAGGAAGAGGCCGAAAGACUCAAGAAAGAAGGAGAAGAGGAAGCUGCAAGGCUUAAGAAGGAAGCGGAGGAGGCUGCUGAAAAACUUAAAAAAGAAAAUGCUGAAGCUCUGGCCCAGGCUAUGGCUCCUCCUCCAGAUGACAAAAAGAAAUCGAUCAAGUUUAAAGAUGCCGUUGGAAGGAAGUUUAGUUUUCCUUUUCAUCUAUGCUCGACUUGGGCUGGUAUAGAAGAGUUAAUCCGUCAGGCCUUCUCACACAUUGAUGUCGUAGGAGGUCAUGUUGCCGAAGGGCAUUAUGACCUGAUUGGGCCGAACGGUGAAAUUAUUCUUCCCCAAUUAUGGGAAACAAUGAUUGAACCAGACUGGUCCGUGACAAUGCGCUUAUGGCCAAUGGACCCUGAACCUGAACCGCCGAAAGCUGAGACUCCGCCACCACCACCUCCUCCCCCACCUCCAGCGCCUGCUCCACCGCCACCGCCACCAGUGAAUCCCGUAGUUAUGGUACCCAAGCCGCGCAGACGACUUGUUGAGCCUGUGAAGACGAGUACUCUAUUUGGAUGGGUCGCAGGUUUGCCUAUGAAGGCUCCGCCAAAAGGCAGGGCCAAAAAGAAUUAA